Bombyx mandarina (wild silkworm) is the source of this 1635-nucleotide messenger RNA. RefSeq lists its product as uncharacterized. The record is from RefSeq and is a predicted model, not a curated record. NCBI's taxonomy places the organism in Eukaryota, Metazoa, Arthropoda, Insecta, Lepidoptera, Bombycidae. Gene Ontology annotation, cellular component: cytoplasmic microtubule.
ACACGUCAUAAAUAAUUUCAUCGAACCUUGUUAAUUUUUGUGUAAACAAGAACAAAACCAGCCGGAAACAAAGAUGCGACCAUAAACAAUAUUUUAACAUUUUGACAACGACAGCUGUUUGAAAAUAGUGACAAAAACUGGACGUAAAAUUGAAAUUCAUUUCACAUUUUAUUAAAACUAAGUGCAUGAUAAUGAACGUUGUAUAUUUAUAAAAGUGUUGAAUUUGUUGGUAUCUAAAUAAUGAGUGUGGGUUUAAAAAGAAAUUCAUUUGUAGUUUGACAAUCAACAUGUAUACUUUGAAGGGUAUAUUUCCCGAGCCGAAGAAAGAUCAAAAAAAGAACUUCAUCAAAGAAAAUAUGAAGCAGCUGAAAUACAUUCAGAAACAAUCACCAAAGGAGACUUCUAAGAGUCUUCGAACUCAAGAUAUGACCAACUCUGCUACUGGUAGCACAAUUGGUCAAGUAAAAUCCUCACCAUCAAACAAAAGUGCCAAAAUCAGCUUAAACAUUGGUAAACCUGGUGCUGCAAACAGGAAAAAACUUUCAGACAAUGUACGGAUAAAAAAAGGAGACAUGGCAGAAUUCCUUAAACGCAAAGAACUUAGACAAAUGAAACCUGUAGAUUUACAAAAUGAUGACGAGAACUCCUCAGAAUCAUCUGGACAUCUCCGAGAUGUUGCUUGCCAGACUAUCGAGUCGAAUCUUUCACAAAAACUGACAGAAAGCACAAAAUUAACUGUUCUCUACCCUAAGAAGGAAGAUGAUGGUAAAGUGAAAGCAUGUGGCGAUACUGGUCUUCAUCGAAGUCCUCCGCCAUCACAGACUCCACGUAAAGGUGGAGAUGAAAAUAUAGAAAUAGAUAGGAACAGAAGUCGUCUUAAUGCUAUAUUGGAAAGGAAGGACAGUAAAGAUCCUUACUUGCCUUCAGGCUACCAAAAAGGAGUUUUACCAAAAUAUCUCCGAGAACGGAAGGAGCAGACACAAAAAGAUUCUGAAGUAGUCAGUGAUAGUGACAAUAUUCAGUGUCCACCUGGACAUGUCACCUUACCUGAUAAUGAGAGAAAGGAAACACUUCGGAUGCUACGAAAUAGUUUUGCGGAACUUGUCAAUGAUUUAAACAAAUUGCCGGUCAAGACUGACACUCUCAAGAUGCGCAACAAAAAGAUGGAAUUAGAGAAACAACUGGCAAAAUUAGAAGAGGGUAUAAAAGUUUUUUCACGACCAAAAGUUUUUGUCAAAAUUGGUGAAUAAUACGACAGGGUUGUUGUUGAUCUCCUAAGAAGCGUUUGGAAUUAAAUAAAAUCUUAGUUUGUGAACACAAACAAUAUUUUGAAUAACUAAUAUAAAAAAUUAUACUAAUCACGAAGAUUCAAACCAAUUCUUUUAGUGUUCAUUAUUCAGAUUAAAUGUCACUAUAAUUUCAAAAUGUCUUAAAAUUUGUUGAAAUUUAAUGUUUUCAAAUAAAGUCAUUUUACAUGGGUAUUUUAGAAUAAAUUAACUUUUUUCAAACAAGUUAUCCGUCCAUAAAUUGUAUGUAAAAAAUUACUUUAUUGAUCUCAAUCUGUAAGUUAAUUUCCUUUAUAAUGUUAGUCUCACAAUAAUUGUUAGUUACUUGUUGUAUUUUUGAAAAUAUAUA